AUGUCAAGCAAGUCGGCCAAGGCAUGCAACUCAACACCUUCAGAAUAUUGGCAGCAUCAUGGUCAGUCACCUCAGCUCGAUGCUAUCCCAGCCUUUGAGUCUAACUGGGCGCAGGCUCCCAAAGAUGACAUUGACACGCAGCCGCCCUGCCAUCCUCGUGCCUGCGCCAUUCAAGACUGCCUGACCAAGAACAAUUACAGCGAAGCCAAGUGCCAGUCUGUGAUCAACGCCCUCUACGAGUGCUGCGACGCGUUCUACUCCAAAUACGGUGAAGAUGCGUCGACAGUCAGCUGUCCCAAGCCCAAACUGCUGCAACUCAAACUACAGCAGAUGAGGGAGGGCAAAUGA
Emericellopsis atlantica is the source of this 348-nucleotide messenger RNA. RefSeq lists its product as uncharacterized. The record is from RefSeq and is a predicted model, not a curated record. Bases 1 to 348 code for a protein of 115 amino acids. Gene Ontology annotation, cellular component: mitochondrial intermembrane space. Lineage: Eukaryota; Fungi; Ascomycota; Sordariomycetes; Hypocreales; Bionectriaceae. The transcript has 3 exons.